Molecule: messenger RNA, 835 nt
Organism: Photinus pyralis (common eastern firefly)
Lineage: Eukaryota; Metazoa; Arthropoda; Insecta; Coleoptera; Lampyridae
Exons: 4
Coding region: 62-835 (257 amino acids)
Source: RefSeq, a predicted model, not a curated record
UUUUCCGCCGGUGAAUUAUAACUACUUACCUACAUAAGCCAACUCCAAUACUCUAUUUAGAAUGUGGACUCUUAUACAAUUUAUUGACGAUGAUGAUGAUAAUGAUUACGAUGUCAUUCCAACAUCAUGGAUUGUUAACAACACUACAUGCGUAUUUCCCCAAGAAAAGGCAUCAAAGGUGAAGUUUUUAGUAAAAAGUAAUGCCUCGCCAGAUAAAACCUGGGAAGAGAUGCAGAUACAAAUAAUACACAAUGAAAUUGGCAAUUACAACAAAGCUCUGCAAAUGAUGUUUAGAGCAGCAAAAAAAGCACCAUUAUUUUCAGAUGACGAAAAAGGCAGAGGACAUCGCCAAAAAAAAGAAACCAAGUUUCAUGGUGAAUGUGACUCAGAGGAAAAUUCGCCAAGAAACCGCAAUAAUUCUAAGGAGUUAUUGGAGGAAUCGCAUUACCCUACAGUUCCACCUUCAUUUUCUGUAAAAUACAAUAAGCAAGCCUCGACACCCGCACCUCACAAAAGGACAACAUUGCCACCUUCUGAACUGGCUUCAAAUCCGAGUUCAAGUUCUGCUCAAAAUAAUGACCCUGUCGUUCACUCCCACAGCACAUUUUCAUUGUCUGCUUUUGAGAAUGUGAAUGUGAACUGUGAUAUAAAAACCAAACACAACUGCACUUUUGAUGGGAAUAAUCUUCUCUUUUCUAUUGCACAACAGUUGUGCAAAUUAUCAGUUGAUAUGACUAAAAUGAAAACCCACUUGAAACAUAUAAGGGAAAAUACUAAUGAAAAAGUAAAUGGUGUAAAAAAAAAGGUGUAUUGGGGUUUUGAAGGCAUAUUUUAG